Molecule: messenger RNA, 1730 nt
Organism: Phyllostomus hastatus (greater spear-nosed bat)
Lineage: Eukaryota; Metazoa; Chordata; Mammalia; Chiroptera; Phyllostomidae
Gene: FAM53A
Product: family with sequence similarity 53 member A
Exons: 5
Coding region: 295-1317 (340 amino acids)
Biological process (GO): protein import into nucleus
Cellular component (GO): nucleus
Source: RefSeq, a predicted model, not a curated record
CUGGUCCUUUUGAAGCGAGAGGAGCAGGAAGUCGGACGUGACACACUGCGUUAGGGGAGCCUCCAAGGUGGCCCGGGCGACGUGGAAGGCCGGACCCUCCCAGCGACCUGUGCACGGUGGCUGCACACAGCGCAGGGCGCGCGGAGCUGCAGGAGGCGUCGGAGAUGGACCGCUCACCUGCGCAGUGGCAGUGCGGCCGGGAGGGCUAGCGCACGGCCCUCGGCGGCCUGGACCGGCUGAGCCCCAUGUCCCGGAGACCCUGAGCCCGUCGGUGUGGACGCAGCCGCCCUGACCAUGGUCACGCUCAUCACUGAGAAGCUGCAGAGCCAGAGCCUGGACGACCUCGCCCACAGGAGCUGCAACGCUGGCCCGCGUUCUGCCGAGAAACGCAGCAUCAGCAGCGGCCCCUCGCCCCCUUUGGAGACCCGCGAAGACGGGAGCCUCUGGAAGGCCCUGAGUGGAGGACUGCCCAGCAGAAACCAGGCCGCCGCGGGCCCCACGCUCCCCUUCCUGCUGGGCCCCUGCGGCGUGAGCGGGGGCCAGGGCGCGGUCAGCGCCGGGGACCUCAGGGAGAGCUCCGGGCCCCCCUCGGCCCCGCCCAGCAAGCGCCACUGCCGCUCCCUGUCGGAGCCGGACGAGCGGGCCCGCUGCCGGUCCCCGUGGCGGCCCGGCGGCUCCAGGGUCUGGACUGCGGUCCCCAAGCGGCGGUGCCACAGCGGCGGGAGCUCCUGCCUGCCGGGGGGCGCCUGCCCUGCGGCUGGUCCCAGCUCACCACCACGUGGGGCCCAGCCGGCCUCGGCCAGCAGCCGCGUCCUGGACUGCAGCGGGGCUGGGCCAGGCCCGCCCUGGUGCCGCCGCCUGUCCCUGUCGCAGGAGCACCUGGCCCACGCGGACCUGCCGCCCGAGCGGGGCUGGCGGCCGGGCCUGCCGCGGAGCCGCUCGCAGCCCUGCGUGCUCGUCGGCGGGAAGAGCCGGCUGAAGCGCCGGCGGGACGAGGACCCCCGGUGGCCGCGCCCGUCCUUGGACUUUCUGAAGAUGACGCGGGCGCUGAGAAACUCCAAAAGCCUCGGCUCCCUCGACGGCGACGGUGAGGACGACGACGACCCCAGAGCGGAGAUGGCCGUGUCCUGCCCACGGGAGCCACGGGACCCACACGGCCUCGUCACCCCAGGCCCCAGCCCCUGUGGCCCUCGGGUGCCGGUGGCCAGCGAGGGCAGGGGCGGCAGGGACCCGAGUGCCUGGGACAGCGCCGGGGAGGAGGGCGUCCUGCCGCUGGACCCCGGGGCGCUGGACCUGGAGCAGAUCGAGAACAACUGACCCGCGGGGGCGGGGCCACCGCCGUCUGCUCCGGGGUGCGGACUGGACCCCGGCUACGUGGUGUUUCCAACGUUGUCACUUUGACUGUUUCCUGAGGGUGUUUUGUAUUUCCGUGGUUUUUACCGUUCUGGGGAAAGCGUCUGUUUGGAAGGGAACUCGCACAGGGCUCCCUGUUGCCCGGGAGACCCCGGGGUGGGCUGGCUCCUUCUGAGACGCCUGCAGUGGCGGGCGCACGGUGCCGUGCAGUGCUCGGCUGCGAGACCCCGGCCCCCCCACCCAGGACGUCCUUGUCACGCGUGCGGACCCCUGGGCCCUGCGGUGCGGAGCGGGCCUGGUGCUCUGCGGCCGAGGACAGCGGCGGUCCCGGCAGCCCCCGGUGCGACUUCAAUAAAAACUCUGCUUCGCACGCGUGA